AUGAAUUCAACUAAAAGGCUGAAAAUGUCAACAACCUUUCAUGAUUAUGACUUGGAAGAGCCAUUAACCUCAAAUGCCAGACCACUAAAGAACUCCGUUAUUACAAUCCGAGUAAUAAAAUCUUUCCCAUAUAGAAACGUCAAGAACAUAGUGCUGCACGAUUACGAUCUUGCUGAUAAAACUGCAAAGGACCUGUUCAAUGACGUUUUGAACAAAAUUCAAAAUGAAGGUUCAUUCAGACCAUUCCGUAAUGUUAAGUUUGAUACUUUAAAGAUAUACACGCACGCACAUGGUUCCAAGACGGUUAAUCUCGUGAUCAAUUUUGACCACGAUGACGACUGGACUUUAGACAUAGAGAAUGACAAAAAAAAGCUGUUCGAGUAUGGCAUUGAGAAUGAAACCGAAAUUUCGCUUUUCAACAAAGAGGAUUACCUAAGGUUUAAAGAAAACCCUGAAGAAAAAUGGUGA
Messenger RNA from Saccharomyces cerevisiae S288C, 468 nucleotides. RefSeq names its product Aim29p (gene AIM29). The transcript has a single exon. Lineage: Eukaryota; Fungi; Ascomycota; Saccharomycetes; Saccharomycetales; Saccharomycetaceae. Gene Ontology annotation, cellular component: cytoplasm. The record is from RefSeq and is marked reviewed. Bases 1 to 468 code for a protein of 155 amino acids.